AUGAUCAGAGUGGACAGCGGACACACAGGAAGACAGACGGUCCACCUGAACAUGGAUCACUUGUUGGUACUGGUGCUGGUGCUGGUGCUGGUGCUCUGGAGCUCAGCAUCCAAGCCUCCCACCAUCGUCCCAGAGAUGACCUGUGCCACUGGUAAUGGUGUAAUGUACCGAGGCAGGAUUGCUGUGACUGAAUCUGGCAAAACAUGCCAGAGCUGGUCGGCUCAGACGCCUCACCAACAUGACAGAACGCCAGAGAACUACCCCGACAAAGGCCUGGAUAACAACUACUGUCGUAACCCUGACAAUAAGAAGAUGCCCUGGUGUUACACCACUGACUCUGAAACCCGCUGGGAGCACUGCAAAGUGCCGAGAUGUGACACAGAGUCUGUCAGGUUGGUGGGAGGAGACAGUCGCUGUGCAGGAACACUGGAGGUCAAACAUCAGGGAGAGUGGAGACCAGUGAAUGGCUAUUACUCUUACUGGACCCUGAAGACAGCAGACUCUGUCAGGCUGGUGAAUGGGACCAGUCUGUGCUCAGGCAGACUGGAGGUGAAGUCUAACCAGAGGUGGUCCUCAGUGUGUGAAGCUGACUUUGACCAGCAGGAUGCAGAGGUGGUCUGUAGGGAGCUUGGCUGUGGGGCUCCUUCAGUCCUCCAGGGGGCGCUCUAUGGAGAAGUGGAGGCUCCAGUGUGGACCAAAGAGUUCCAGUGUGGAGGCCAUGAGUCUGCUCUCCUGGACUGUAGAAGCUCAGGCUCAGAUAGAAACACCUGCUCACCUGGCAAAGCUGUUGGACUCACCUGCUCAGAGCCUGUCAGGUUGGUGGGAGGACACAGUCGUUGUGGAGGAACACUGGAGGUCAAACAGGGAGAUUGGAGACCAGUGAUAGGCUUUUACCCUGACUGGACCCUGAAGACAGCAGGUGUUGUCUGCAGAGAUCUGGACUGUGGCUCUGCUGUUUCUGUAGGAGAGAGAGAGGAGUCCUCAGACAGACCUGUGUGGAGGAUCGACUCUGACUGUGUUCACUCUGGAUCUGCUCUGAGGGAGUGUGCAACAUCAUCUUCCUCUUCCUUCGUCCUGAAUCUCACCUGCUCAGACCUGCUGCUUCAGCCCAACAUCUCUGUGUCCUCCUCCAUGGACGGGGUCUCCGAGGCCCAGCAGCAGGGGUUUCACGUGCUCAGAGGCUCCAACUUCACCAUCAGCUGCUCCAUCCAGCCACAGUACCCAGGAGGCUCCUUCCAGCUCACCUUCACCUCCUCCAACUCAACACACAACUACACCCAACCAGCUGUCAAUCACUCUGCCUACUUCCUGUUUCCUGAAGCAGAGCCCGCCCACCAAGGAAGCUACAGCUGUGUUUAUCACCUCUAUGUUUUCUCUCAUAACUUCUCCUCUGAGAGCCGUCUGCUCUCCGUCACUGUCUCAGCACCAGAUCCAACACCUUUCAUCAUCAGAGCCGUCGUCCUGCUGCUGAUUCUGCUGUUGGAGAAUAUGGUCCUUUACUUCUACUGUAAGGCCAGCAGGGGGCAGAAGGUGGCCAGACAGGAGAACAUUGAGCUGGAUUAUUAUAACCUGGGUGUUUCUGCAGCUGAAGGAGGGCCGACUGAAGAGGAAGGAGCUCAGGGAGCAGAGUAGCACCUCCAAGGAGCUCACCUCACAUCCACAUGGGUUUUUAUACGCAUGUUCCCUUUAAACCAGAAGGAUGGAGUUAUGAUAUUAUGUUAUAUACUAUAUUUUUCUUACUGUCAACAUGAAAAGACCAAAUCAACAAGGUGUUAGUCUCUUCAUGCUGUCUGACUUCCUGUCAGCUCCGAGCCCAUUGGUUCCUACUGAAGACGUCAAUCUUUAAAAACACAAAUAUAAAGUUUCAUCUGAAAACUAGACUUGAAAGCAGGUAUACUGGAGUCGGAGCAGCCGGCGCCGUUCAGAACCAAAGAUACACCAACACAGGUCCAUCAGGAACAAUGUUGGUCAGAUAAUGUUUUAUA
Epinephelus moara (kelp grouper) is the source of this 1985-nucleotide messenger RNA. RefSeq lists its product as uncharacterized. Gene Ontology annotation, cellular component: membrane. The transcript is spliced from 9 exons. Lineage: Eukaryota; Metazoa; Chordata; Actinopteri; Perciformes; Serranidae. Bases 1 to 1632 code for a protein of 543 amino acids. The record is from RefSeq and is a predicted model, not a curated record.